AUGGGGGACGGGUCAUGGGGGACGGGUCAUGGUGAACGGGCCAUGGUGAACGGGCCAUGGGGGACGGGUCAUGGUGGACGGGCCAUGGGGGACGGGUCAUGGUGGACGGGUCAUGGGGGACGGGUCAUGGUGGACGGGUCAUGUGGACUGGCCAUGGGGGACGGGUCAUGGGGGACGGGUCAUGGGGGACGGGUCAUGGUGGACGGGUCAUUUGUGGACGGGCUAUGGUGGACGGGCCAUGGGGGACGGGCCAUGGUGGACGGGCCAUGGUGGACGGAUCAUGGGGGACGGGUCAUGGUGGACGGGCCAUGGGGGACGGGUCAUUUGUGGACGGGCUAUGGUGGACGGGUCAUGGUGGACGGGCCAUGGGGGACGGGUCAUGGUGGACGGGCCAUGGGGGACGGGUCAUUUGUGGACGGGCCAUGGGGCACGGGUCAUUUGUGGACAGGCUAUGGUGGACGGGUCAUGGUGGACGGGCCAUGGGGGACGGGUCAUGGGGGACGGGUCAUGGUGGACGGGCCAUGGGGGACGGGUCAUGGUGGACGGGUCAUGGGGGACGGGUCAUUUGUGGACGGGCUAUGGUGGACGGGCCAUGGGGGACGGGCCAUGGUGGACGGGCCAUGGUGGACGGAUCAUGGGGGACGGGUCAUGGUGGACGGGCCACCAUGGGGGACGGGUCAUUUGUGGACGGGCUAUGGUGGACGGGUCAUGGUGGACGGGCCAUGGGGGACGGGCCAUGGUGGACGGGCCAUGGGGGACGGGUCAUUUGUGGACGGGUCAUGGGGGAUGGGUCAUGGUGGACGGGCCAUGGGGGACGGGUCAUUUGUGGAUGGGCUAUGGUGGACGGGUCAUGGUGGACGGGUCAUGGUGGACGGGCCAUGGUGGACGGGUCAUGGAGAACGGGUCAUGGGGGGCGGUUCAUGGUGGACGGGUCAUGGGGGGCGGUUCAUGGGGGACGGGCCAUAA
This is a messenger RNA of Cyclopterus lumpus (lumpfish), 966 nucleotides long. Its product is annotated as glycine-rich cell wall structural protein 1.8-like. Bases 1 to 966 code for a protein of 321 amino acids. The record is from RefSeq and is a predicted model, not a curated record. NCBI's taxonomy places the organism in Eukaryota, Metazoa, Chordata, Actinopteri, Perciformes, Cyclopteridae. The transcript has a single exon.